This is a messenger RNA of Closterium sp. NIES-65, 1725 nucleotides long. The record is from the annotation of a GenBank genome assembly. Lineage: Eukaryota; Viridiplantae; Streptophyta; Zygnematophyceae; Desmidiales; Closteriaceae.
AUGGACGGUUGGACGUGCCUCAAAAGCCGGGGCAUGAUUUGCGUCAUCGCCCAAAACGACACCGCGCCGGUGAUUGUGGACUGCGUCGACUCCAAAACCGCGAAGAAAACUGGAGAGUACCUUGCGAAGCUCAUCCAACAUGCGAUUUGCGAGGUGGGGGACAGCCACGUUGUCCAAGUCGUCAUGGACAACGCGGCUAACAAGCGCGCGGCAACCUUGCUCAAGGACGAGUACUCGCAAGUCUUCUUCACCAGUUGUGCGCCCCACGUCUUGGACCUCAUGCUUCACGAUAUGGGGAAGGUCAAGGCGGUGAAGAGGGUCCUCAACCAGGUGCAUCGGGUUGUGAUGAUGGUCAAGGGGAGUGCCUCGGCCGUCACACUUUUCCGUGAGUUGUUUAGCAAGCAAGCGCUUGUCCGACCUGGUGCUACUCGUUUUGGAACGCAAGUGAUCAUGAUCGAGCGUUUCCUUGAGGUUAAAAAGACAUUGAAGGAGAUGGUGAUUAGUGAGGAGUGGAAAAGUGUGGCGGUGGCGAACACGGAGGAGGGGCAGGCUAUCCGUGGUCUCCUCUUGGAGGAGACGUUUUGGGACUCCGUCACGGCCAUUCUCGGCCUCAUGAAGCCCAUCUACAAGGUGCUACGCAUCGUUGACCGGCGGUCCCUUGUGAUGGGGAGCGUCUACGGCCUCAUGCUUGAGGCUACGGUCAAGACCAACGAAGCGGCAACGAAGACGGCUGCCCAACUCUCCAAGAAAACCGGUUUGCUUCCGGGAAACGAGAAGGCCGCGUUUCUUGCUGCGUUUAAGGCUAUCAUAGCCAACCGAUGGGACGGACAGCUGCACAACCCCCUCCACGCCUUGGGGUGGCUUCUAAACCCGAAGAAUCAGUACGUAGGCGAGAUUCGGGAGGAUCCCGAACUGAGGGCGGGGGCUGAAGAGGUGUUUAAGGCAAGGGGGGGCAGUGUUGAGAUGCGGACGAUGCUAGCGGUGCAACUAGCCGCUUUUCACAAGGGAGAGGGGAAGUUGGGGUCUGUAGAUGCGCGGUGGGCUGCCACCAUCUUGGUGGAGAGCGGGAGGCUCUCCGCGGCUGAGUGGUGGGCGCUGUAUGGGGGUGAGGUUCGUGCUUUGCAAAAGGUUGCGGUGAUGUUGCUCUCCCAGCCCGUGACUUCAUCCGAGGUCGAGCGGUAUUGGUCCGCUCUCGCAAGGGUCCAAAGGCGGGACCGCAACCGGCUGAAUGCCACGUCCAUGAUGGACGUGGCAUUCGUGGCAUUUGGCCGGCGAGCUCGGGAGUCCUACGACAAAAAAACAGAGGCCCGUGCUAAGCUCUACAGCGAGCUGAGCAAUGGUUCGCUGCAGGAGGGCAGCACCAGCGUGCUUCUUUCUCUUCCGGUGGAGGCGGAGGUGGAUGAGGAGGAGGAGGCGGGGGGGGAGCCGUGUACCAUUGACUGGGACACCUUCGGGAACAUUGGCAAGCGGGUGACCAAAAGGAAACGCGCAAAUCUGAAGAAGAAGAAGAAGAGUGCUUCCAAGGGCAGCGGGUCCCGCAAGGGGAAGGAGAAGGUUUGUGAGGAAGAGGAAGAAGAGGCGGAGGAUGGGAGCAGUGCUGAUGACAGUGGUCCGGAUGAACCAACCAAGCGGAAGAACAAGGGGGUGAAUGCGUGGGAUUGUAGCGACGGGAGUAGCGGGGAGGAGGAGGAUGACGAGGAGGAUGAGGAAGAGGAGGAGAAUUAG